GCCUUUGUGGAACAAACUCGAUCGAUCGCUUUCGGUCCGUGCGGUUCAAAGAUCAUCGUAUCCAGCUCGAUAGCUGCAAUAACGGUUAUUAAAAUUUUCCAAACGGAAAAAUACGCUGCGACAGGCUAAAAGAUUUCCGCGCGGCAUUCAACGGCACGUGGGAAGGUGAUUCCGUGCGUCGGGCAGCAGGUGAAAUACUCGUACCGGUGAUUCACCGACCUACCCAUUACGGACUACAAUCCUAAAUCCGUUUCGCUUGCCAACCGGUUGGAGCAACAAUAAAUACCCGAGAGUGUGUGUUCAGUGCAGUUCCAGGAAUUCCCCUCUCAACCCAUAAUGUCGCUCGAAUGCAAAGUGCACAGCUGAUAAUUGUGGUCCUAAACCAUUAAUGGCCCUUGUGCAGAGCCACCUCACACAGACCAGACACGUUGCGAGGCCACUGAUUGGGCUCAGCCUUUAUGCCAUGCACCAGGAUGUCCCACAGAAGAGCAUCGGAGCUGCAACCGAAACGAAACUGGAAAAGUCGUCGACGGAGAAGGCGACGCUGCAGGUGGAUAAUGCAGGAGGAGCAGGAGGAAGCCAUCCGCAGAGACGACGCCGUCGACGGCGCCACAGCAGCAGUUCGACAAGCGACACCAACACCUCCUCGGACUCGGAUGUCACAACGGACUCCGAUUCGUAUACAUCCUCAUCCAGCAGCAGCACCAGCAGCAGUAAAAGCAGCCAUCGACUGGCACCUCGGGCUGUACCUCUGCCUGAACCUCACACAUCCCCGCCUCUACCUCAACCUCAAGCCUCACCCAUCCGCAGUGAAAGCAGAAAAGCCUCCAUCGAAUCGAGUGACUCAUGCACACCCGUCGAAGUGCCCGUGGAUCCGCAUGCCUGGUCCACCGAGGACAUUGCCAGUUGGGUGAAGUGGCUGACGCGCAAGUUCAAGAUCGAUCCGGAGCCGGACAUUGGACGCUUUCCCAAGAACGGGCAGGAGCUGUGCGAUCUGAGUCGCGCUGACUUUUGGGUAUGUGCGGGCUCUCGGCGAGGUGGCACGCUGCUGGCCAAACACUUCGCGCUCAGCCUGUACCAUGCCACGGGCCGCGAGACGAGUCCCAUGCUCAACGAGAGCGAGCCAAAUCCGUAUCAACUGCUGAACGCUGCCUCGCACCGAUUGGUCGCUCAGGGCUCUGGCGGGCAGAUACAAUUGUGGCAAUUUCUGCUGGAGCUGCUCGCUGAUUCGUCGAAUGUCGCGUGCAUCAGCUGGGAGGGCCAAUCGGGCGAAUUCCGGCUCAUUGACCCGGACGAGGUGGCCAAACGUUGGGGCGAACGCAAGGCCAAGCCGAAUAUGAACUACGAUAAGCUAAGUCGUGCCCUGAGGUACUACUACGACAAGAACAUCAUGACCAAGGUGCACGGCAAGCGUUACGCCUACAAGUUCGACUUUCAUGGCCUGAUGGCCGCCUGCCAGGCCCAAGCGCAAGGCGGCGAUCCGGCUGCCAAUAUGUUAGGUUCCUACAAUCAUCAUCCCGGCGGUGGAAUGCCCCUCAGCCGUCACCCACCGCUGCAUCAUCCUCAUUCAACGCAGCAUGCCCAUCAUCAUCAUUCGCAUCCACACAGCCACGGACAUGUGCAUCCCGGGCAGCCGCACUUUCUGCAUCACCACACAUCGCCCGCCUCAACCAGCUCCAGUUUGGGCUUCCCCUCACCCCCUACGGUGUCGUCACAGCCCUCGCCCAGCAAUGGACCAGCAGCCACAGCGACAACGGCGACGUUUUCGGCACCAUUCCAUGGCGGGACAGCAGCUGAACAGGCAGCCAGAACAGGGACAGGCACGGGGACGACCUAUGACCAGGGCAACCCAUCCACAAAUGCAUUUAACUGAAGAUGGUGACGACAGCAACCCCAAUUUGUUUUUGUGGGGUUGUAAACGGUCGACCCACAGGGCAGGGGGGUGGCGAGGAAGAUGCGCAAGGACCACCCACUGCGCAGAGUGCUGUAAGGGAGAGAGCGAGAAGCAGCGGACCGGACUGGACCGUAAAAAGGUACGACACGAGUAAUUUCCG
This is a messenger RNA of Drosophila guanche, 2054 nucleotides long. It is a transcript of the gene Ets21C, whose product is annotated as DNA-binding protein D-ETS-6. The transcript has 3 exons. The coding region runs from base 389 to 1873 and encodes 494 amino acids. Gene Ontology annotation, cellular component: nucleus. The record is from RefSeq and is a predicted model, not a curated record. Gene Ontology annotation, molecular function: sequence-specific DNA binding; DNA-binding transcription factor activity, RNA polymerase II-specific. NCBI's taxonomy places the organism in Eukaryota, Metazoa, Arthropoda, Insecta, Diptera, Drosophilidae. Gene Ontology annotation, biological process: regulation of transcription by RNA polymerase II; cell differentiation.